Molecule: messenger RNA, 920 nt
Organism: Eruca vesicaria subsp. sativa (arugula)
Lineage: Eukaryota; Viridiplantae; Streptophyta; Magnoliopsida; Brassicales; Brassicaceae
Source: the annotation of a GenBank genome assembly
UAAUCAACAAACUCCGAUUGUUCAAAAAAAAAAAAAAAAAGCGGGUGAUUAGUAACCAGAAGAUAAACUAAUCAACAAAUCCGAUUUUUCUGCCUAGUCACAAUUUCUCAUUCCUUCCUCUAUAAAAGGGGUUAUGAGUUCUAAAGAUACUCACUCGAGAAGCAAAACAUCCGUCUGAAAAAAUGGCAGAGGCUACGAUGCAGUCUUCUAUGGUAGGGGAGCUUGAGGUAGAUGUUGAGAUCAAAGCUCCAGCCCAGAAGUACUACCACAUGCUCACCGGAAGACCACAAGAUCUUUCGAAAGCCACUCCUGACAACGUCAAGAGCUGUGAUCUGCUCGAGGGAGAGUUUGGAAAAGUUGGCAGUAUCCUCUUCUGGAACUAUGUCAUUGAUGGACAGCUAAAGGUGGUGAAGGAGAGGAUCGAGGCACUGGAGCCGGAGAAGAAUCUGAUGGUGGUUAAGAUACUUGAGGGAGAUCUCAUGAAAGAGUUCAAGAGCUUCUUGAUGACUAUCCAAGCGACCCCAAAGCAAAGAGGACCUGGAAGUGUGGUUAAGUGUCACACGAAGUAUGAGAAGAUUGACGAGAAGGUACCUGACCCAGAGAGUCUACUCGCAGCUUUUGUCAAAGCAUCCAAAGACAUGGAUGAAAUGCUUUCUUCGCAAGUCUAGAUGAUUCUUGGGAUAUCUAUUUAUCCAUCUAUCUAUUAUCUAUCUUGCAAUCUCUCUAUUUAUGCAGUGUGUUUGAGUGUUAAUAAUGUGCUCUCUCUCAAACUGAAGAGGCUAAAUAUGCAAGUAUGUCAUAUUCAUACGUACACGACGUCCAGUGUGUUACGUACGUUUGAAGUUGUAAGUUGUAAAUUGUUACUUGUGUGAUGCAAUGCUUUCUUCGCAAAUCUUAAAUUUAGUCCAAACUAUUCCUCU